Molecule: messenger RNA, 6633 nt
Organism: Puntigrus tetrazona (Sumatra barb)
Lineage: Eukaryota; Metazoa; Chordata; Actinopteri; Cypriniformes; Cyprinidae
Product: low-density lipoprotein receptor-related protein 8-like
Exons: 18
Coding region: 88-3021 (977 amino acids)
Molecular function (GO): calcium ion binding; protein binding
Source: RefSeq, a predicted model, not a curated record
AGUGAAUCUCCGGGAGACUCGGUGAAGGAGCGACGCCAUCCGGACGCGCUUUUGUUUGUGGAUGAACGCUCUAAACCCUUUUCGGAAAUGUGGACAGAAAUUGGGAAAAUAUUAUUUUUUCAUUUUUUAGUUUGGGAGUCGUACCGCGCGAAAGGUGCUGAAACCGGCGCCGAGGCGGAGUGCGAGGACGGACAGUUUCAGUGCAACAAUAAGAGAUGCAUUCCCACCAUAUGGAGAUGCGACGACGAUGAUGACUGCUCCGACAACAGCGACGAGGAGAACUGCCUGAAGAACACAUGCGCUCCCUCAGAGUUUGCGUGUGCGAAUGGUCAGUGUGUUCCUGGACGUUGGCGGUGUGACGGAGAACCCGAGUGUCCAGACGGGUCGGAUGAAGCUGAUGCCACCUGCACAGUCAAACAGACGUGUCCGCCGGAGAAGUUUGACUGCGGAGGGAAGUGUGUGUCUCUGUCCUGGCGGUGCGACGGCGAAAGAGACUGCGAAAACGGUGAAGAUGAAGCAGACUGUGCAGCAGAUGCCAGGUCCUGCUCGGCAGGGGAGUUCCAGUGUCGUAACCGUAAGUGUUUAGCACCGGUCUACGUGUGUGACGGCGACGACGACUGUGGAGACGGCAGCGACGAGGAGAAGUGCUCUCCACCCACCUGUGGGCCGCACGAGUUCCGCUGUAACAGCUCUGAGUGUGUGCCUCAGCCCUGGACCUGCGACGGAGACCCUGACUGCGCUGAUGGCUCGGAUGAGUGGGCGGGGCGAUGCGGGGGCGGGGCUGGACGACCGGCUCCGCCCCCCGCCCGGAGACUGCAGUGCGGUGCUGGAGAGUUCCGGUGCGGCAGCGGAGAGUGUGUGAAACUGGCCUGGAGGUGCGACAGGGACCCUGACUGCAAGGACAAGUCAGAUGAGGUCGACUGCCCUCUGCUCACAUGCCGGCCCGAUGAGUUCCAGUGCGGAGACGGAUCCUGCAUCCACGGCAUCAAGCAGUGCAACAAAAUACACGACUGCCUCGACAAAAGUGACGAGGCUGGCUGUGUCAACGCCACAAAGUGUGAAGGACCUCUGAAGUUCCUCUGCAGGAAUGGAGAAUGCAUUGACGGCAGCAAGGUGUGUGAUAAUGUGAAGGACUGCAAGGAUCGGUCAGACGAGCCCAAGAAGGAGUGCAGUUUGAAUGAAUGUUUGAUUAACAAUGGAGGCUGCUCACACAUCUGUGUGGACCGUCCCAUCGGAUACGAGUGCCAGUGUCCCGCUGGCUACAAGCUUCUGGACAAGAGGACAUGUGGAGAUAUCGAUGAGUGUGAGAACCCUGAUGCUUGCAGUCAGACCUGCAUUAAUCUGAAAGGAGAUUUCAAGUGUGAAUGUCACCCGGGUUAUGAGAUGGACCCCGUGAGCAAGACCUGCAAAGCUGAGGGAAAAAGCCCUUACCUGAUGUUCACGAACAGACACGAGAUCCGACGCAUUGACCUGGUGAAGAGGGACUACACGCAGGUGGUUCCCACGCAGAAGAACGCCGUGGCUAUUGAUAUCGACGUCGCCGCCAACCGCAUGUACUGGUGCGACCGCUUUCAACACAAAAUAUACAGUGCUUACAUCCACGAGGCGAGCGACCCGUCUCGACACGUUACUCUGAUCGACUCCGAGCUGCAUUCCCCCGAGGGCCUGGCUCUGGACUGGGUCCAGCACAACCUCUACUGGACCGACUCGGGCGACAGAACCAUCUCCGUGGCUUCAGCGGAUGGCGGCAGGAGACGAGUGCUGAUCAGCACCGACCUGAGCGAACCGCGAGCCAUCGCCGUGGACCCGGAGAGAGGGUUCAUGUAUUGGUCUGACUGGGGCAUCAGAGCCAGGAUUGAGAAGGCUGGCAUGAACGGUGUUGAUCGACAGGUGUUGGUGUCUGAGGACAUCGAGUGGCCCAAUGGAAUCACACUCGAUGUGGUUGGUAAGCGCUUGUACUGGGUGGACUCGAAACUGCACCUGAUCUGCAGCGUGGAUUUAAACGGGGCCCAUCGCAGAGUCAUCCUGUCUUCCAUCGAGAGACUCGGACAUCCGUAUGCCCUUGCUGUGUUCGAGGAUCGCGUGUACUGGACGGACCGUGAGAAGGAAGCUGUCUACAGUGCAAACAGACUCACAGGACAGGAUGUGACCAGUCUUGCCGAGCACCUCAAUGACCCUCACGACAUUGUUGUUUUUCACGAGCUGAGCCAGCCUGCGGCUCCUGACAGCUGUAACCUGAGCGGUGUGACUAACGGAGGCUGUGACUUCCUGUGUCUGCGAGCUCCUCAGAUCAGUGAACACUCACCCAAAUACACCUGUGCUUGUCCUGAUGGGGAGGAGCUCAGCCCUGACACACGUCAGUGUGUACCCGUGCAAAAUGAGACUGCGAUCACACCUACCGCCUCUAUCAACAUCGGCAACGAGACAGGGGCUGGCCGGGCACAAGAGUCUCCUGCAGCUGUGACAUCUCAGUCUGACAGUAUGGCUGAAACCACUCUCUCGUCACUCCUCACCUCCGGCCCAGAGGAACCGGCCGUCUCCUCUAAUACUACAGCAGAGCACAGCCCCACACAAGUGUCCAGGACCACACCAGACAGCCUGAGCAACCUGUCUCAUCACUCUGGCAAUGAGUUGUUUCUCCUUGGCCGUAAUCUGACAGUGGCAGUGCUCGGAGUCGUAAUUCCCAUAGUUCCUAUUGUUGCCACAGUGGUCUUCGGAGUGGUGUGUGCCGGCGUUUACCUCGUUUACCGCAAUUGGAGGAGGAACAGCACCAAAAGCAUGAACUCCGACAACCCCGUCUACCGCAAAACCACGGGAGAGACAGAGGAGGACGAGAUUCACAUUGGUCGGACUGACGGGCUCGCUGGCCAUCACCACCCUUACCCCGGGCCCGUGGUCGGCAUGACGCCGGUCGGUACGGGGACGUGCCCGCCAUUCAUCGCUCUGCCUCUGGGGACCGGUUUACCAGACCCUGCCACACACUGGUACACAGAGCAGCCCACCAUCUCUAGUACUAAGUGAAAGAGAGGACGACUCUAGAAAUACUGUGAGCGCAGGGAGACACGUGGGUGCCAAGCUAUGCAGGAACUGAAUGGCAUUUAGCGAUCUGAAUCAUUCUUAACAUGCCCAGGUAUUGAAGCAGGCUGGAGCUGGAUUGAUUACUAAACAAAAGGUUUAGACAUUUCAGACCCGUAUUCAUUUAGGUCCAUUUUAAGCGUCAUUUUAUUGCUGGUUGGAACCACCAAGUCUUUUCAAACCUGCAUUAUUUAUAUUUAUCUUAUAAUCCUAGGCAAAUCUAGCACUGUAACCGGCAUUAAGGUUAAUACAUAAAUAUGGAAACUAGUCUAUUAUAACGGUCCACCUGUCCAGCUAAAGCUGCAGAGAGAAACCGUUUCUGAUCCUUGGCAGUAUUUCAUUUAGUUUCCAAAAUUAACAAAUUAAUUAGAUUACAAUUUACAAUGUAUCGCAUCAUAAAGUACCUUUUAAUAGGCUUAACGAAAAUAUUAGACGCAAUUACAAAAAUAACACUUCCGAUUGUAGAUCUUUGAUGGCUCAAGGGCAAAUUUUAUUUGCUUGGAAUUGUUUAAUAAUGCUAAAAUAUAUAAACAGCGAGCCACAUAUCUAAAAUUAUAUACCUGUAUCAUAUUAUACAGUACAACUCGUCUUUUAAUAACUUUCGAACUAUUACAGGCAUAAUAACACAAGAGGAGUUAACAUGAAAUCAAAAUGAACCUAUGUCAUACUGUACGCUUUUCAUCUGUGCAUAUGAUUCCAAAGAAAAUAUAAAACUUGAUUCUGAAUGCUGAAACAAUAGUUUUUUGGCUAACAGCAUUACUAAUAACUUUAACAUGAAUAUGAAUAUGAAUAUCGUCAUGAUCCAUUCAAUUCCCAGUGCAUAAAAUCAAGUCCUGCCUUUUUCCUCGUUAAAUGUUCAAAUUUUAUUUAGGAAUAAUUGAUUUCAACAGUAAUUAAUGCUAGAAUGUAGGGAUGCAUGAUAAUUGAUUUUUGCUGAUAUCCGAUAUGCCGAUAUUUUUUUACUUAUUUUUAUAUAAUGCUAUAUUCCCUUCUAUUUGGAUACAAGACAAAGUCUCUCCGGUGCAGCUAAAUAUUCAGAAUUUUGGUUAUUUUUUUAACAUGAACAUAUUUGUUAAAAUUAAAUAGUAAAAAUGUUUUUUGGACAGUACAUUGAAGCUUUGAAAAUAACUGUAAAUAAACUAUAUAUCAAACGCUGCACAGAUUAAAUACAGUCAAUCUAAUCAUCAUUCAGGCAAAACUUUUCUUCAAGAAUGAGGCAGACUCCCUGAGAACAUGUGAGUUUAAUUAUCGGCAAAACAUAUCGGCAUCAUUUUUCAUAUCGGGCCAAUGCUAAUAUAUUUAAAGCCAUUAUCGGCUGAUUCCUAUAUCAGUCCGAUACUAUCAUGCAUCCCUACUGCAGUGAUUACAUUUUAAGUUUUGAGCUUAGAACGCACCCAAGAAAUAAAAAUAUCGGUCCAAAAAUAUUCCCAAACAUGUUUUGUCCGUCUCAUCGGUAUUAUACAUUUUUUAUAGGUGUGUUUGUGUUUAUUCCAUAGAGAGACAUUGUAUAUUCAUCACGUGCAUGCAAAUGAAAAGCCAUUGUCCUUGGCUUCACACGACUGUCGGGUCUCUGUGGGGCUCCUCCGCACUGCAGCUACGACUUGGCAACACACCGAAAUUGGCCGAGUACCCCGGUUAGUGGAACAAACCCCAGCGUAAUCACCGCGAUCCGGAAUAGACGUUAGGAGGGUCAGCGCGAGUGCGUUACACAGCGGGGUCUCUGGUGGUUCACGCCGAGCUGGCCGUAAACCAGCGGUAAUUUAUGAAAUGUCACAGUUUCACACGUCUGUUUCUGUUAUUGGAGUUGUCGCAUGCUGAACAGGUUUGCCGUGCCGCCCACUUACAGUACGUUCACUUUCAUGUUGUUGUUUAUCUAGAAACGGGGAGAACAUUAGCUGAUAGUCGCCCCAAGGGUCUAGCGUAGCUACAGGCGCCGAGCUAAAGGUUACGUAAAGCACUAUGUUUACGUCUAAACGCAUUAGAAUCACGUUAACGUUGGGAAAAAAGUGACUGGGACUGGCAUAUGCGCGGACAGCCUGCUCGGCAGAUCCAGUGCUCCCGCCUCGCUGUAAUAGACGUACCGACCUUUAAAGACGCUCUGAAAGGCCAUACAUUCCAAAUGCUGGACAUUUUUUCGCGCCCCUUGUUUUUAACACGGGGUACCUCUGCAUUCUUCUGUCACGUGCUGUGGGAACGCUUGGUUUUGUCUCAGGGAGACGGUGGAGGGUUUCAGUUAGUCAUGACGUCGGAACGGGAAUUAACGUGUUACAAUUCGUUCACUGUCGAGAAAACGUAAGACGCAGAUGUAUAGAGAGCGGCUUCGGUCAGAGACAGAUUGGUUUUAGAGGGCUAGUACUGGUCACCAAACAUGCCAAAGUCACAUUUCACCCCAGAAUGAAAAGAAAUAUGUGCUGUAUUUCAAAGUUGUUAAAAAACUAUUUUAAAAUAACUAUAAUAUAUAUCUGUGAUACACGCUGAAAUUUCUUUUGUAUCCAAGGAUCCUUCAGGAAUCAUUCAAAUACACGGAUUAGCUGGUUAAGAAAUUUUUCUUAUUAUUUCUGAAUUACAUUACACUGGUGAAUAUUUUUGUUGUACAACAUUUAACAGCACAUUGAAUGCAUUUUUUUCACGCUAAAUAUAUUUAGUUCUUUUUUUCUUUUGAUUUUGGGGUGAAAUAUGACCUGAACAUUAUUCUGGAAAUUCACUCGCUGCGGCUUUUUUUUUUCUUUAUACUUUACAUUAUGAGGGCGUCUUUGGUGUCCUCUUUUGAAUAAAUUGUCAGACAAAGGGACAGUUUUUUUUCUCAUUUGAGCGGUCAGGAAGACCAGCUGUUCAUUCACAGAUUCUGCGAUCAGAUGUUACCUCAUUAAUAUUAAAGAGCAUCGCUCUAGGAUUUCAAAUGAAGACUCCCUCUUAAGAGAGGAGCAUUAAAUAUCCUGUGUGUGUGUGUGUGUGUGUGUGUGUGUGUGUGUGUGUGUGUGUGCGCGGAUGUUAAUUACGUUUGUUCUGAAUGCACGUAUUUGUGGUGUGAAAGUUCAAUCUGUGUAAUGUGAUUAUGGAAUGCGACGUGUAAAUAUGUUUUCAUACAAAUACUUUUGAUACACCUUUGUAAAAAUGUAUAUAAGAUUUUAGAUAACAGUAUUGCCUAUGAAUUAAUUUAUUUGGAAUAUACGAUCAUUGUUUUCUGAUGGUAAAAUAAUAUAUUCUGCCAAAGUGUUUCUGUGCUGUCGGUACGUAUCUUUCUUUUUUGCUGUUGGUAUUUUUUUACUGUUCAAAUUGAUUUCAAUCUUUAUUUUUACAUUUUAAGGCUUUAAUAUAGAAUAUUUUGAGUAUUUUAAUUAAAUUACAUUGUUAUUGCACUAUAUUUUGCAAACACACAACUUGUUUUUUUCUUUUGUGUGCCUUGUUUAGUGAUUUUGACCAACACUGGUUUCAUUCUGUCUGAUCUCUGACUGCAUAAACUUUAUUGUGGCAUAAUGGUCUCAUUGUAUUUCAAAUGUUUCUCUUUAUAUGUCUCUCUAUAAAUUGAUAUAAAAAUGAAUUAAAAAUCUGCUGCCA